AUGUCGGACGGGUCGAUAUUGAAGGCGGACAAGGACUACACGUCCGAGGUCGAUGCUGCCCUGCCAGAGGCGGAGAAGACUGCGAAGUCCGGCGAUGCACAAGGCGCGAUCGACAAGCUACUCGCUCUCGAGAAGAAGACCCGUCAAGCCUCCGACCUCCCCUCCACAUCACGAUUACUAGUCUCCGUUGUGACAAUAGCAAAGGAAGCAGGCGAUUGGAAUUUGCUGAACGAGCAGGUGCAGCUGUUGAGCAAGAAGCAUGGCCAGCUCAAGCAAGCCAUCACCAAGAUGGUGCAGGUGGUCAUGGGUUUCCUGGAUCAGACGCCUAGCAUGGAGGUGAAGCUGAGCGUGAUUGAGACACUAAGGACGGUGACAGAAGGCAAGAUCUUCGUUGAAGUAGAGCGCGCACGUGUUACACGGAUACUGUCCAACAUCAAGCGCGAGCAGGGAGAUAUUUCGUCCGCGACAGACAUCCUCUGCGAGCUACAGGUGGAAACUUUCGGUUCGAUGAGCAGAAGAGAAAAGACAGAAUUCAUCCUCGAGCAAGUGUCUCUUUGCAUUGAGAACGACGACUGGACACAAGCUGGCAUUCUCAGCCGGAAGAUAAGCACACGGUACUUCGCACGCAAGCCUAAGAAGUCACAGGAAGAGAUCGAGAAGGCACGGAAAGAGAAAGAGCAGCGCGCGCGAUUGGCAGCAGACGGCACUGUAGGCGAGCUAGACGAACCUGAAGACGACGAUGUCACAGAUCUCAAGCUCCGCUACUACGAACAGCAAAUCACGCUCGCCAAGCACGACGACAAAUACCUCGAAGCGUGCAAGCACUACCGCCAAGUCUUGGACACCGAAGCCGUCGAAGACAAUCCCGAUCAGCUGAAAGCCGCCCUCGCUCGCGUCGUCUACUUCAUCCUCCUCGCGCCGUACGACAACGAGCAGAACGACCUCCUUCACCGCGUCGCGCAAGAUACCCGUAUUGCCGAAUCCUGCCCUACCGAGGCCCAGCUCCUCAAGCUCUUCACCGUCCCCGAGCUCAUGCGCUGGCCCAACAUCGAAGCUAACUUCGGCUCUCACCUCACCUCAACCGACAUCUUCACCGCCCACGAAGACCGCAAGGACCCGAAAGCACACAAGCGCUACCUGGAUCUCCGCAAGCGCGUUAUUGAGCACAACGUUCGUGUGAUAGCGAAGUACUACACUCGUGUCACGUUCCCGCGGCUGACGACGCUGCUGGAUCUCCCGCCGCAGGAAACGGAGUCUGUGAUCAGCGAGCUGGUCACGAGCAAGACGAUCUAUGCGCGGAUCGAUCGUCCGGCGCAGGUCGUGAGCUUCGAGCGCAAGAGGGAGGCGGAUGAAGUGUUGAAUGAGUGGAGUGGAAACAUGAAGGGGCUGUUGGGGCUGUUGGAGCGGAUUGAUCAUUUGAUCACGAAGGAGGAGAUGAUGGCGAGGAUUCAGCCGGUGGAGGGGAAGGCGGCGCUGAAGGCUGGGGCGUCGUGA
Saxophila tyrrhenica is the source of this 1494-nucleotide messenger RNA. It is a transcript of the gene RPN5, whose product is annotated as proteasome regulatory particle subunit. The record is from RefSeq and is a predicted model, not a curated record. Bases 1 to 1494 code for a protein of 497 amino acids. The transcript has 3 exons. Lineage: Eukaryota; Fungi; Ascomycota; Dothideomycetes; Mycosphaerellales; Extremaceae. Gene Ontology annotation, cellular component: cytoplasm; proteasome regulatory particle, lid subcomplex.